AUGGCUGCAUCGGAAGCUGUUGCACCGGAAACUGCGUCAGAGGCUGCACCGGAAACUGCUGCAUUGGAAGUCGCUGCAUCGGAGGCUGGUGCAUCGGAGGUUGGUGCAUCGGAGGUUGAUGCAUCGGAGGUUGGUGCAUCGGAGGUUGGUGCAUCGGAGGUUGGUGCAUCGGAGGUUGGUGCAUCGGAGGUUGGUGCAUCGGAGGUUGGUGCAUCGGAGGUUGGUGCAUCGGAGGUUAGUGCAUCGGAGGUUGGUGCAUCGGAGAUUGCUGCAUCAGAAGCUGUUGCACUUGAGUCUGCUGAAUCGAAGACCGCUGUAGUGGAGGCUGCUGCACUGGAGGCUGCUGCACUGGAGACUACUGCACUGGAGGCUGCUGUACUGGACGCUGCUGCACUGGAGGCUGCUGCACUGGAGGCUGCUGCACUUGAGGCUGCUACACUAGAGGCUGCUGCACUGUACGCUGCUGCACUGGAGGCUGUUGCACUGGAGGCUGCUGCACUUGAGGCUGCUGCACUGGAGACUGCUGCACUGGAGGCUGCUGCACUUGAGGCUGCUGCACUGGAGACUGCUGCACUUGAGGCUGCUGCACUGUACGCUGCUGCACUGAAGGCUGCUGCACUGGAGGCUGCUGCACUUGAGGCUGCUGCACUGGAGACUGCUGCACUUGAGACUGCUGCACUGGAGGCUGCUGCACUGGAGGCUGCUGCACUGGAGGCUGCUGCACUUGAGGCUGCUGCACUUGAGGCUGCUGCACUUGAGGCUGCUGCACUUGAGGCUGCUGCACUGUACGCUGCUGCACUGGAGGCUGCUGCACUGGAGGCUGCUGCACUGGAGGCUGCUGCACUUGAGGUUGCUGCACUGGAGACUGCUGCACUUGAGACUGCUGCACUGGAGGCUGCUGCACUGGAGACUGCUGCACUUGAGGCUGCUGCACUGUACGCUACUGCACUGAAGGCUGCUGCACUGGAGGCUGCUGCACUUGCGGCUGCUGCACUGGAGACUGCUGCACUGGAGGCUGCUGCACUGGAGGCUGCUGCACUGGAGGCUGCUGCACUGGAGGCUGCUGCACUGGAGGCUGCUGCACUGGAGGCUGCUGCACUGUACGCUGCUGCACUGGAGGCUGCUGCACUGGAGGCUGCUGCACUUGAGGCUGCUGCACUUGAGGCUGCUGCACUGGAGACUGCUGCACUGGAAGCUGCUGCACUUGAGGCUGCUGCACUGGAGACUGCUGCACUGGAGGCUGCUGCACUUGAGGCUGCUGCACUGGAGACUGCUGCACUGGAGACUGCUGCACUGGAGGCUGCUGCACUGGAGGCUGCUGCACUGGAGGCUGCUGCACUGGAGGCUGCUGCACUGGAGGCUGCUGCACUUAAGGCUGCUGCACUGUACGCUGCUGCACUGGAGGCUGCUGCACUUGAGGCUGCUGCACUGGAGACUGCUGCACUGGAGGCUGCUGCACUUGAGGCUGCUGCACUGGAGACUGCUGCACUGGAGGCUGCUGCACUGGAGGCCGCUGCACUUGAGGCUGCUGCACUGGAGACUGCUGCACUGGAGGCUGCUGCACUGGAGGCUGCUGCACUGGAGGCUGCUGCACUUGAGGUUGCUGCACUAGAGGCUGCUGCACUGGAGGCUGCUGCACUGUACGCUGCUGCACUGGAGUCUGCUGCACUGGAGGUUGCUGCACUGGAGGCUGACGCACCGAAGAUUGUAGGGGUGCAUAUUGGGCUAUCGUCAGAGGGAAAGGUGUACUUUGUCUAA
Messenger RNA from Ochlerotatus camptorhynchus, 1758 nucleotides. Its product is annotated as nuclease SbcCD subunit C-like. The coding region runs from base 1 to 1758 and encodes 585 amino acids. The record is from RefSeq and is a predicted model, not a curated record. The transcript has a single exon. Lineage: Eukaryota; Metazoa; Arthropoda; Insecta; Diptera; Culicidae.